Molecule: messenger RNA, 1201 nt
Organism: Esox lucius (northern pike)
Lineage: Eukaryota; Metazoa; Chordata; Actinopteri; Esociformes; Esocidae
Product: myelin and lymphocyte protein
Biological process (GO): myelination
Cellular component (GO): membrane
Molecular function (GO): structural constituent of myelin sheath
Source: RefSeq, marked provisional
AUUCGCAGGAGCACAACUAUGGCGUCAACUUCAGCAACCAUGGGACAUUUACCCAGUGGAAUAGGAAUAUGCACGACUAUUCCAGACAUUCUCUACCUACCGGAGCUUAUAUUUGGAGGUCUGGUUUGGAUCCUGGUGGCAUGUACAUAUGUGGUUCCCGCCAACCCCCAGGGAUGGGUCAUGUUCGUUUCUGUCUUCUGCUUCACCAUGACCUUCAUCUGGAUGUGCAUCUUCGCAUGUGGAGUGCAUCAAAACAGCAGGGGAUGGGCUACCGCUGACUUUGUAUACCAUGGUGUGGCUGCUUUCUUCUACCUCAGCGCAUCAGUUGCUCUUGCCAAAGUGACCAUUGAUAAGAAAGAUGACACACUCUUCAACUAUCGACUUGAUAUUUCUGCAGUGGUGUUCUCGUACAUCGCCACACUACUUUACUUCAUUCACACCAUCUUUUCGGCCUGGAGGUGGAAGUCCUUCUAAAAGCGAUGUGCUUCUAAACUACAAUGAUGCUAAAGAUGUUAGGUGAAGAGAAGAACAUAGUUUACUGCUUGAAACCAAAGACGGCUGUGGUGCAAUGUACUCGGUCGAAAUCCUGGAGAAAGAAGGCAUCUACCUGCUCUGUGUCUCGCUUCUCUAUCAUUUUCCUGAAGAUGGCAAUCCUCCCUAUUUCUGAAGAAGCAUACUUUUGGUUGGACUAGAGGGAAUUGCCAUCACAGGCCUACAUUUCCUUUCUUCAGAAAUUAUCUAAGGGAAGUGCACAUUUACUUUUCACUGGUAGAGAUUUGAGACACGAAAGAAAUACCUGGAACUGUAAAGUUAUGAUAGGUCAGAAAGUAAUUUACAUUUAUGAAAAUAUGGUAACGCAAUGCAGUUCCUUUAUACACUCAAGAAAAUGUUAAUAUUUGAUUUAUAUUAAUUGUAAGUUUUUAGGUAGAAUAGUUUGAUCAUUUUACAGGCUCACCAUUUUCAGUAAUAUAGCAAUAAAAAGGUUUAGUUUGAGAAAAAAAAAUUGUACUUUUAGAAUUUUCUAAAUGAAAUUACUGCAUGUUAUUGAACAAAAAAAUUAUGUCAAAUGUAAUACAUGUUCAUAUUGAAAGUUAUAUUGGUUUUGGGUGCUUUAUCUUUGCUACUAAUAGCAUUUUUUUAAUAAUUUUCACUUGAUAGAUAAUUUUGCUAUUCUACAAUAAAUUGCAAUUAAGUUAAAAUA